GAGUUUAUGUCCAGGAUGUCAGGGCUCCCUAGUUCCCUUCUCAGCCCUCCUUCUGUUCCGAGCAACAUACAGGCCCUGUACAUUGGGAUGGAUAGGAUAUCAUUUUCAGAAUGGCUGCGGUUAUUGCCUUUCCUGGGUGUCCUUGCUCUGCUGGGAUAUCUUGCUAUUCGCCCAUUCCUUCCCAAGAAGAAACAGCAGAAGGACAGCUUGAUUAAUCUCAAGAUCCAGAAGGAGAAUCCCAAAGUAGUAAACGAAAUCAACAUUGAGGAUCUAUGUCACACUAAGGCAGUGUACUGCAGAUGCUGGCGCUCUAAAACAUUCCCUGUCUGUGAUGGCUCUCACAACAAACACAACGAGUCAACGGGAGAUAAUGUGGGCCCUUUAAUACUAAGGAAAAAAGAAAUCUAACAAACUCUUAAAUAUGCUGUGACUGAAGGGAAGUCCACUUGUAUAUGUAUAUGUCGGACUUUCAGUCUUAUAAUAAUCACAGGGUUACAUUUUAGUAUAUUUUUAGAUUAUAUUAAAUUUAUAUUUUGUGCUAGAUAUUUAGUAAUGUGUUUUAUACAACAAAAAUGUACUAUAUCUAUGCUUUGUAAUCAUAGCAGAAUUAUUUUUCCAGAAGUGCAGGAAUUGUAACAAAUAUUAAAUAGAUGAUUGAUAGACAAACAGACAGACAGACACCUCUAUUCUAACUACAUUGUAUCAACACUACAGAUUUAACAGAUUUUAAAUCAGUUGUACGCCUAGAUUGCCCAAAACUGGGAAUUUUUGGGGGUUGUCAAAGAUGGUCAUGAUUUUGGUCUUAAGUGGGCAUACAAGCCAGCACUUUGAACAUUGAGUGUGUACAGGAAUCACUUUCUUUGAGAACAAUUAAAGAGAUCCACAAACUAGGAGCAGAGUGUUUUCAGAAGUGAUACAGAUUGUAUAUAAUUGUCUUGUCUGUGUGGUUUAAAAAUUAUGGCAUUAUGUAUUGAUAUUUUGAAAUGCAAAAUAGUUCAGUUUGAGAACUGUCCAUUUUAUUUGCAAAAUUCAUGAUGUUGAGUAAUAACUGGCUGUAUUAAAUAAACUAUAGUAAUUAACUUAUUUGCUACUAAAUCACUUCUUCCCUUAAGCAAAUUAGUUCAUGGUACAUGAACAGUAUAGCACUCUGAACUUUAAAUAAUAUAAUGCUUUCCCCCAUAUUUUCCAGUUCUUGGCCUGUGUAUCUAAUCUACCUGUACAUCUUGUACAAUGUACAUAGUUAAGUUCAGAUUCCCAUGUGCAAGAGUAACAUUAGGUGGUGAUGGUCCAUAUUUUACAUAUAUUAAGCUGUAUGUUCUGGAAAAUAUCAGUUGCUCCAAAGGACCCAGGCAAACAAAUAAGGAAACAGCAAAUGAUGCUAGAUUGAGCUGUUAUACCAACUAUUUGUUCUGUUGAAGAAAUGGCCUGAAAUCAAAACAAAUCUUAGACAUUGUAUAGUCACAUAAAAUGUAAAUUCCUUUUCCAAGAUCCUACAAGAAUUAAUAUCAAAAUAAGAGGACACCUUUGCUUUAACCCCAGCUUUUGGAGUGCACACACAUUUGGAAGUUUUGCCCAAACAAAACAGCUUCCACAGAAGGCAUGAUCAAUCACAAGCACUUAUUUACUAGAAGAAAGAAUAUAAAAUAGAUCUCCACUAUCCAUUAUAUCCUCUAGCAUGUGAUGCAUACAGUGAUGCUUAUAUAUUUUUUCUGGACACUUCACCACAUGUCCAAACAACAUGCCCCAUGCUCUGUGUUUCCUGCCCCUUGAGCCCCAUUGGCCUUUUCCCACUAACACUGGGUCCCUCCAGGCCUUGGGCCUGAUUUCUGUAAUAUGGCCAAAAGCCCCUGUUUAUGGAAGUCAACCAAAGUUGGGCUUAAGUGUGAGAGAGUUUUUGUUUUUGUCUUGAGUGUUUAUUGGUAACAAUAAAACUUUCCCCAUAGUGGACAAAAACAAUUUCAGGAUUAUUUCAACAGGGAAGCAUUCUGUAUUCUCCAUAUUUUUAAAAGCUUCAAAGGUUUCUAGGCAAGCCAAUUAAAAGUAGGAAUUAGCAUGCCACUAUUAGUGAAAGCACUUUUUAUUUUUUUAAAAAAUUGAGGUGUUUGGGAUGAGAAAUUAAUAAGUCCUAGUGACUUUCUAAAUGUGUGUGUUUAUGUAUGUAAAUAAGUAAACAUAUACUCUAUACAUAUCCCUUGUAUAGCUAUGUUUUAUUUUUUAAAGUUUUUAUAAGCAUGAUGGGAACUUAUUUUUCCUCCGGCACAGUAUGGUCUCUCUCUUUCACAGGCAUAGCAGGUAGGAAAGAAAUUCCACCAGGGUAACACAGAGAACUAUUGCAAGAAUAAUUAAUCUAAUCACACUAGGAAAUACUAAGCUUUCUCCUUCUUCAUAUUCUUUUCCAUUUUCCCCCAAACCUAUGCCCUCUAUGACAUAAAAGUAAAAAAUGGAGUUACAUAUUGAACAUUACAGGUUCUCAUGGUGUCCUGUGAUUUGUAUAUUGUAUUUCUUGAGAAGUCUUUGAUACUCCCUCCACAUUUGUAUCAAGGAGAAUUAAUCAAUAAAACAUGACAUUGCAGAGAAAAUAAAUGCAACAAACCAAUAAAAAGAAUCUAUGUUCAGAUUCAAAGAUUCAAGGAUAAAACCACAAACUUGUUUCUUGGCAUUUCCAGGCAAGCCAAUUAAAAGUAUUAUUUAUUACUAAUCUAUUAAAAAAUAAUUUUCCUAGAAUAUCCAUAGAUUGGAGACUCUAUCUAAAUCAUAGAUUGAGGCAGAGAUAAAUAUAAUUAAAAGAAAAUGAAAGGACUUAGCUGUUUGUUGGAACUUUUAAACUGUUCCUCAACUCAAUGUGUUUAUUAGUAAAUAAAUAAAAGUCAUAAGCCUUUUCGUCCAAACAAAAAUGAACACUGAGCUCUUUGAAUGUUGAGGCAAACACUAUUAUCGACAUAAAAAAUGUGCAAUGUAUUGUCCCUAAAUAAUAGGUGCUCUUUAAGCAAUAAAGUUGCAUGUGAAUUGUCUUCUAUUUGAAUCACACAGAUUUCCAAAAAAAACAUUUGAUCCCCUUCACUAGAAGUUUUGGUUUCAGUUUAACAGAAAUCAUACAUCUAGAUGUGGGAUAAUUUCAUUUCUUUAACUUUGCUUGUCAUAACUAUAUCAUGAACAAAGAAAACAUGAUAACAUUUACAU
Notechis scutatus (mainland tiger snake) is the source of this 3180-nucleotide messenger RNA. The record is from RefSeq and is a predicted model, not a curated record. Lineage: Eukaryota; Metazoa; Chordata; Lepidosauria; Squamata; Elapidae.